Molecule: messenger RNA, 2889 nt
Organism: Tetrahymena thermophila SB210
Lineage: Eukaryota; Ciliophora; Oligohymenophorea; Hymenostomatida; Tetrahymenidae
Product: transmembrane protein, putative
Exons: 3
Source: RefSeq, a predicted model, not a curated record
AUGCUUUCAGGAGGGCCACCAGCAGGACCACCAGCAGGACCACCAGGAAAAGGACCUAAUUGCAAUAUAAAUAAUUGUGCUUAAUGCACUGGAGCUGGUCCAAACACUAAUUGUACAAAUUGUAAUGCAAAUUUUGCUUUAUAAUCAAAUAAAAGUUGUUAAACAUGUGGGGCUGGGCAAUUUUUAUAAUCUACUUCUAGUCCAUGUGGUUAAUGCUCUGCUAAUUGUUAGACUUGUGUUAACUCUUCUAAUUGCUAAGUAUGCAAUAACAACUAUGAAUUAAACUCUUCAAAUAAUUGCUAAGCUUGCUAAAUAAAUAACGGGUAAUACUAUGACUCUUAGAAUACUAAAUGUGGUAAUUGCCCGAUUAAUUGCCUGACUUGUAACAGUUCUACUAAUUGCUCUGUAUGUUAAAGCGGUUAUCAAGUAAAUUCUUAAAAAAAUGGUUGCUAAGCUUGUUUAAUAAAUUAAGGAUAAUAUUAUGAUUCUAGUAAAUAAACAUGCGGUUAAUGUCCUUCUUAUUGUUUGACUUGUACGAGUUCUUCGGAUUGUAGUUUAUGCUCAUAAAAUUAUGAAUUAAACUCUUCAAAAAAUGGUUGCUAAGCUUGCUUAAUAAAUUAAGGUUAAUAUUAUGACUCAUCUACAAAAACAUGUAUAAGCUGCUUUUAAAAUUGUCUCUAAUGUACCAACUAGUCAAGCUGCCAAGUUUGUAUUACAGGAUACUAUCCUAAUUCUAAUUAAUGCUCCCAAUGUAAUAACUCCUGCCUCACUUGCAAAGGACCAAACUCAAACAAUUGUCUUUCUUGCAAUAAUGGGUAUUACUUAUACACAGAUAUCACAACUUGUUCAUAAACUUGUAACACAUAAGGAGGCUAUUUUGCAAGUUAAAAUACAUGCUCUCCUUGUGAUAAAACAUGUAGUACUUGUAAUGGAUCUUCUAAUACUCAAUGUAUUAUCUGUGUAACUGGACUUUAUAAAUAUGGUGGAAAUAAUCUCUGUAGGACUUGCCCAACAAUUUCAAAUCAAGCUGUAGUAAGUAAUUGUCAAAGCUCUCAAAAAGAAUGCUUAUAUAACAACUAAACAAAAAAUUAUGAGUUAACUGAUGUGUGCUCUAUAUGCAUUCAAGGAUACACUUUAAGUAACAAUAAUUGUGUAGAUAGUUGCUCUUUAAUUGCCCAGAAUUACUAUUAUAAUCCUAGCUCUAGUUAAUGUUAAUGUUCUCCUAGCUAUCCAUAUAAGCACAUAAGAAAAGACAAUUCUAUUUUCUGCAGUAACUAUCAGUUACCAGGAUUUUAUUGUGAUGUUAACUAAAUUUGCUAUGCAUGCAAUCAAUCUAAUUGUUAAACGUGCCCUAAUUAAAAUACUUGUACAUUAUGUAAUAGUGGAUACUAUCUUUGGUUGAAUCAGUGUCUUUAGUAAUGUCCAUCCUCUUAAAAUUUAUAAAUUUCUAGCUCUUAAUCAUAGUGUGAAUGUAUUUAAAAUUAUAUUCUUAUCAUUCCAGACAAUAUUUGUAUUAUUAAGUUGAGUAUAACUUCUAUUAAUCUAUCUAAAGACUCUCAAUACAAUGUAAUAACAGUUGUUUUUAACAGAGUACCUUAUCCAAAUGAGACAAAUGGGAUUAGCAUACAACUAGAUCCUGGCAAAUUAAUUUUAAAUACAGAUUAUUAAAUUAUAUCAUAACAACUGAUCAGCAACACUGUUGUUUUUAAUAUAUCUGUAGAGUAAAAUAGAAGAGUUAAUCAAAUAGUAGUUACUUACAAUAAUCAACAAACUACAUUCUAAUUAUAAAAUGCUAUUCUUACUACAAAUACUUAUAACAAUUCUUAGUAAAGUGUUUAGGGAAAAAUUGAUAGCGCUACAAGCGCUAGCAAGGCUCUUACUUCUGGUUAAGGAAAUGGCUAUAGCAUAAUUCUCGUUCUCAAAAAAUUCUAAAUUUUGUGUUUCCUUUCAAAUUUUAUUUAAUUUUUUGGACCCUUAAUUUUAUUUAAAAACUACCUACCUCAAAUAGUUUAUGUCGGAACAAUUCUAGCAUCUUCAUUUAUAUUUACUUCUAUUCCUGAUGCUAGUUAAUUAAAUACAAAUAGUUAAAGUGAUAGCACAAGUUAAGGCUCAGCUUCCUCUGAGCAGUAGCUUUUAUAAGACUUAGGAUUACAAGCAAAUUUAUACUAUGCUCUUCCGAUACCAAAUAUAUCUUUAAUAAUAUCAGUAAUUAUAGUCCUUCUUUGCUGCUUUGCUAGAUGGGUUAUGAAAGGAAAGCAAUAUACUAUGGAAAUAGUAAACUUUUUAAUCAAUUUAGCAUCAUCUGUUCAAUAAGGCUUUAUCACUCCUUCUCUAUUUAGCAUUUAUUACUGCCUAGCAUUUACAUAAGAGAAAUAUAUUGCUAUUAUUUAAUUGCUUAUCCAUGCAUCCUUUUUUGUUUUAAUUUACUAUUUUUCUUUUAAAAGAGAUGUAAAUUAUAUCGAAAGUUAUUUACCCAAUUUUGCUUUAAAUAUUAACACAAAGGCAAAGGGAUGGAAUACAUAUUUAUUUGCUAGCUACAUAAAAAAAUAUGUUAUCAUUUUACUAAUUUUAACUAUUCCCACUCACCCUAUUGCUUGUUAGUUUUUAAUCUCUGUUUCAGUAAUUCUGUUUAUGAUAUGCAUUAAGAAACAAUAGGAUAUUUUAAACUAAGAUGCAAUAUCUGAUAAUGAUCUAAAAAGUAUAGAUGAAUUUAGCUUUAUAUAUUUAACCAAAAAAAAUGAAUAAGAGCAGCUUACUGAAUCGCUUGAUUAAAUAUUGGACUAAUUUAACUCAUUUCAGUAAAAAAAAGUGGUUUUUAACAAAGUUCUAGUAAAAAAAGAAAGUUUAAACUUUAAAGAAUAAUCAUAAAAAAUUGAUUUCGAAUAAUGA